Molecule: messenger RNA, 2050 nt
Organism: Telopea speciosissima
Lineage: Eukaryota; Viridiplantae; Streptophyta; Magnoliopsida; Proteales; Proteaceae
Product: FACT complex subunit SSRP1
Exons: 18
Coding region: 47-1969 (640 amino acids)
Cellular component (GO): nucleus; FACT complex
Molecular function (GO): histone binding; DNA binding; nucleosome binding
Source: RefSeq, a predicted model, not a curated record
UCUCUCUCUUUCUCUCUCUCUCUCUCUCUCUCUGAGACUUUCAAUAAUGACGGAUGGUCAUCUCUUCAGUAACAUCCUUCUUGGUGGUCGUGGUGGCACGAACCCUGGGCAGCUGAGGGUUCAUUCUGGAGGGAUUAUAUGGAAGAAGCAGGGAGGUGGGAAGGCUGUUGAAGUUGACAAGGCGGACAUUGUUGGUCUGACCUGGAUGAAGGUCCCUAGAACUUAUCAGCUUGGGGUUCGGAUUAAGGAUGGUCUUUACUACAAGUUCACAGGUUUCCGAGACCCGGAUGUUAGUAGCUUGACGAACUUCAUUCAAAACUCUAUUGGAGUAACACCUGAAGAGAAGCAACUUUCUGUUAGUGGCCGGAAUUGGGGAGAAAUUGAUCUGAAUGGAAAUAUGCUGACUUUUCUGGUAGGUGCCAAACAGGCAUUUGAAAUAUCUUUAGCAGAUGUCUCCCAAACACAACUUCAAGGAAAAAAUGAAGUUUCCUUGGAGUUCCAUUUGGAUGAUACAACUGGGGCUAAUGAGAAAGAUUCUUUGGUGGAGAUGAGUUUUCAUAUACCAAAUUCCAAUACCCAAUUUGUUGGUGAUGAAAAUCGACCUCCAGCACAGGUUUUCCGUGACAAAAUUAUGUCAAUGGCGGAUGUUGGUCCUUCGGGCGAAGAUGCCGUUGUUACGUUUGACUCGAUUGCCAUUCUUACACCUAGGGGUCGGUACAGUGUCGAACUACAUCUUUCAUUCUUGCGACUCCAAGGACAAGCUAACGAUUUUAAAAUCCAGUACAGCAGUGUUGUUCGCCUUUUUUUACUGCCAAAGUCUAAUCAACCACAUACCUUUGUUGUUGUUACACUUGACCCACCAAUCCGUAAAGGUCAAACAUUGUAUCCACAUAUUGUAUUACAGUUUGAGACAGAUAAUGUGGUUGAGAGUCAGCUGUCAAUGAAUGAAGAUCUCUUGAAUACAAAGUAUAAGGAUAAGUUAGAACUUUCAUAUAAGGGGCUCAUCCAUGAAGUCUUCACUAUGAUAUUACGUGGCUUAUCUGGUGCCAAGGUUACUAGACCCGGUAAAUUCCGGAGUUGUCAAGGUGGUUAUGCAGUGAAGUCUUCAUUGAAAGCUGAAGAUGGGGUCUUAUAUCCACUAGAGAAAAGCUUCUUCUUUCUACCUAAACCUCCUACUCUCAUUCUCCAUGAUGAGAUUGAUUAUGUUGAAUUUGAGCGGCAUGGUGCUGGUGGUACAAGUAUGCACUACUUUGAUCUUCUUGUGAAGCUCAAGAGUGAGCAGGAACAUCUUUUUAGGAACAUCCAGAGAAAUGAAUACCAUAAUCUUUUUGACUUCAUUAGUGGCAAGGGUUUGAAAAUAUUGAACCUUGGGGAUCUCAAAGUUACUGAUGGUGUUGCUGCUGUUCUUGGGGAUGAGGAUGAUGAUGCUGUUGAUCCACAUCUUGAGCGGAUUAGGAAUGCAGCUGGUGGUGAGAGUGAUGAAGAGGAUGAAGAUUUUGUUGCAGAGAAGGAUGAUGGAGGCUCUCCAACUGAUGAUUCUGGGGGGGAGGAUUCUGAUGCUAGUGAAAGUGGUGAUGAAAAAGAGAAGCCUGCCAAAAAGGAGGCCAAGCAAGAUCCUUCCGCUUCAAAGGCAUCUUCAUCUAAGAGGAAAUCCAAGGAUGGAGAUGAAAAUGGUGUGAAAAAGAGAAAACAGAAGAAGAAAAAAGAUCCAAAUUUGCCAAAAAGGGCAAUGUCUGGCUUCAUGUUUUUCUCACAAAUGGAGAGAGAAAACAUAAAGAAAGAUAAUCCUGGAAUACCAUUUACUGACGUGGCAAGAGUUCUUGGAGAAAGGUGGAAAAAGAUGACAGCUGAAGAGAAAGAGCCCUAUGAAGCAAAGGCUCGGGUGGAUCAGAAGCGCUACAAGGAUGCCAUGGCUGACUACAAGAACCCUACAAACAUAGAUUCAGGGAACGAAUCUGAUACUGAGUAGUCUAGCAAAAAUGUAGCCUUAUUUUAUGGAUAAACAUAUAAUGGCAUGUGGUAAUUUUGAUGCUUCAAUCUAUGUUUUGGU